GGGGCGCCACUGCCCGCUACAGGGACCGAGUGACACAAGCCAGGCAGGCAGCCUCCGCAAGAACCAGGAGGUAACAGGGAGCGCACAUUCAUCAACAGUUCUAGAUAUAAGGGGAGGCGACGAGCGAGCAAAACAAAGCAGAUCUUGUUCCAAAGACCACCUAAGCUGCCACUUGCAGUCUUACUCAUUUUGGAGGAAAACAAUAGAAGUACAGUUCGCAAGGUGGACAGACCCCUGCUUGGUCACCGUGGUAACGCUCUGCCAUGCCUUUCCCUUUUGGCAAGUCCCACAAGUCACCGGCAGACAUCGUCAAGAAUCUUAAGGACGGCAUGACCGUGCUGGAGAAGCAUGACAUCUCUGAUAAAAAGGCAGAGAAGGCUGCAGAGGAGGUGUCAAAGAGCCUGGUGGCCAUGAAGGAGAUCCUGUAUGGCACAAAUGAGAAGGAGCCUCAGACAGAAGCAGUAGCCCAGCUGGCCCAGGAGCUCUACAACAGUGGAUUACUAAGCACCCUGAUAGCAGACCUGCAGCUUAUUGACUUUGAGGGUAAAAAAGAUGUAGCACAGAUCUUCAACAACAUCCUGAGACGUCAAAUCGGCACCAGAACACCAACUGUAGAGUACCUCUGUACCCAGCAGAAUAUCCUCUUCAUGUUGCUCAAAGGGUACGAGUCUUCAGACAUUGCCUUGAAUUGUGGAAUCAUGCUGAGGGAGUGCAUCAGACACGAACCACUGGCCAAGAUCACACUGUCAUCGGAGCAGUUCUAUGACUUCUUCAGAUACGUGGAGAUGUCCACUUUCGACAUCGCCUCAGAUGCGUUCGCCACUUUUAAAGACCUCCUCACAAGACACAAGAUCCUGAGUGCAGAGUUUCUGGAGCAACAUUAUGACAGAUUCUUUAGUGAAUACGAGAAGUUACUCCGGCAGUCGCUAAAGUUACUGGGGGAGCUGCUUCUUGAUCGACACAAUUUCACCAUAAUGACGAAAUACAUCAGCAAGCCAGAGAAUCUCAAACUGAUGAUGAAUCUGCUGCGGGACAAAAGCCGCAACAUCCAGUUUGAGGCGUUCCAUGUUUUCAAGGUGUUUGUGGCCAACCCCAACAAGACACAACCUAUCCUGGACAUCCUGUUAAAGAAUCAGACCAAACUCAUUGAAUUUCUCAGCAAGUUCCAGAACGACAGAACAGAAGACGAACAGUUCAACGAUGAAAAGACUUACCUAAUCAAACAGAUCAGGGACCUCAAGAGGCCUGCACCCCAGGACGCCUGAGAGAGAGGGGAGAUGUGCAGGGGAGGUGCCACCAGGACCAGGUCUGGAGCUUAUCCAGAUAAUGUCUAACUUAAUGGACCCAUCAACAGCUGCAGUUCUGGUUUUUGAACAAAAAAAUGAGGAACAAAUUAAAGCAGGCAUUGCCACAUCAGCUCACCAGGAUGUUGCAAGCUCCUUUGCACCUCAGAACUUUUGUUUCUUUAGUUUUCACUUCAGAAUAAAUCAGAAAAUAUUUGUUUCUGCAGCUUUCUUGCACAGUAACAGGUAUAUUAUUUUAAAACACCAACAAUUGUGAAAUAAAAUUCCCAUGCAUUAAAACUAAACAGUUAAUGCUCAAAUGCAGCAUGCAUCAAAGGUGUACAAACACACUAAAGUCACCCAGGACACUGUGAUGUAAGUGGUACGAUUAGAAUGAACACCUGUCUGGUUUACGUGUUGAGAUGCGACGGCUCCAUUGCUGAAACUUGUGUGGGCACUGUGAUGGUGUCUAGCACAAAAGCUCAGAGUCAUAGACUCCAAAGUUCAUGUGCAUCACAACAGCUGCUAUAGUCUGUGUUUUGGCCUUCAACUAUCAAAUCUGCAGCAGUCCGUUUACCAGAGGACCCACUCAGAGAGCCGCUUACCUACGAAAGAGCGACGGGUGGAAGGUGUGAGUCUGUUAAAGCCCAGGUGAUGGGGAUUCACUUUAGUUUUAACUUUGUGGGACAGGGUGAACAUGUACAUAUGCCUUUUUUUGAUUAGUAUAUUUUUUCUUCAACCUUGACAUAUGAAUAUAUAUUAAAUAUAUGACCUUAAACAACAUGUUUUUGGUUAACUGUAAUCAGGUUACUUUCUGACCCAUGAGUAAAGUGAAACUGUUUUAGCGUUUUUAUUUGCUGAAACAAUUGCUGGUGGGUUUGUUUGUACAUAACUUAAAACGCCGGCUCACCUUAGCUAACCUAUAGGAUAUUAAUUUGUACUGCAGAGGAAUAUCAUUGUAAAAACUCCUGAUCUGUUCAUUUCUUCCUUUUUUAAAUGCAUCUACAUUUUCAUAUCUGUUGAAAAUGUGCAGGUGGUGUCUGAAGAGGAUGUGGAAGCAUUAACAGAAACAUUAAUGCCAGUGUGUUUGCACUUUGUGAGGUGUUGGGUGACCCAUGUCACCUGAUGUUAGUGAGGAGUUUCCCAUUCUUUAGUUGUUUUUCACCCUCUCUCAUUCUCACCGCCCUGUUUAGUGACUGUAGAGUGCCAUGCUGGUCCACAGUUCGUGUGCUUUAAGUGGGACCUGAAUAUGAUGCUGAGAAAAUGGGAAGUAAUAUCACCGCCCACCUUGUAAUGCGUGUGAGCCUUCUUCAGAGGGUUUGUGAUUCCAGUACAAAGGGAAGUGUAAUGCAUUGUGGGAAACUUUAGGUUUUACAUCUCCUUCACGAGGCUAAAAUGAUCAAACUCCAGAUUUAGUUCAUUUGCUGUGACUUCUGUUCUCAGUGCAGAGUGACGUGUUUGUUUAAUAAAACCUUAAAGCACCUGAGUGCUGAUAACACUACAGAGCUCAGCGUCCCUCCACCCACAUUAAACAGGCAUGUUGCUCUGUUGACUGACUGCAUGAUGCUAUACUAAAAUGUUGUACUGGAAUUGUUUCUUUCUUACCCUCCAAGCAUUAAAAAGCAUUGCAAUGAUGUGUAGAACUCCUGGCUGUGGCUGAAUGCUGACUGUAACUCCAGGUUCAGUGUAAAGCGUGUGGGUGCUUUCAGAUGUGUCAAAGGCCUGGGCCCAACUAAUAAAAUCAAACAUUUGAGAUAAAAGAAAA
Messenger RNA from Nothobranchius furzeri (turquoise killifish), 3048 nucleotides. RefSeq names its product calcium binding protein 39 (gene cab39). Gene Ontology annotation, molecular function: protein serine/threonine kinase activator activity. Lineage: Eukaryota; Metazoa; Chordata; Actinopteri; Cyprinodontiformes; Nothobranchiidae. The record is from RefSeq and is a predicted model, not a curated record. Gene Ontology annotation, biological process: intracellular signal transduction.